Messenger RNA from Gambusia affinis (western mosquitofish), 882 nucleotides. It is a transcript of the gene eve1, whose product is annotated as even-skipped-like1. The transcript is spliced from 4 exons. NCBI's taxonomy places the organism in Eukaryota, Metazoa, Chordata, Actinopteri, Cyprinodontiformes, Poeciliidae. Gene Ontology annotation, biological process: regulation of transcription by RNA polymerase II. Gene Ontology annotation, cellular component: nucleus. The coding region runs from base 1 to 882 and encodes 293 amino acids. The record is from RefSeq and is a predicted model, not a curated record. Gene Ontology annotation, molecular function: DNA-binding transcription factor activity, RNA polymerase II-specific; RNA polymerase II cis-regulatory region sequence-specific DNA binding.
AUGCCUAAUGAUUACUGUACAAGCCUGUGGGGGCUGUGUUAUGAUCUGGAGUUCCUGCAGUUGGUCAGGUCCAGGUUCAGCAACAGCAUGCGCUCACAGAAUGAGAGCCGCGGCGCCGAUCCUGCUCCACCUGGAAAAACAUGCUGGCUGCAGGACGAGAGACAGGAGCGGGACAGGAGAGUGGCGGAAGGCAAACAGACAGCAGUCCGAACUGCUGUGGUCAUCCCGGACAGCAGCCCGGAGCAGCAGCAGGGCUCACUGGACCCCAGUAGGCGGCACCGGACGGCCUUCACACGGGAUCAGGUGUCCCGACUGGAGCAGGAGUACCGCAAUGAGAGUUAUGUGUCCCGGGCUCGGCGCUGCGAACUGGCCGCAGCACUCAACCUUCCAGAGACUACGAUAAAGGUGUGGUUCCAGAACAGGCGUAUGAAGGACAAACGUCAGAGGCACUCCCUACAUUGGUCCCACCCACUCAUCAACCCACUGGGCACACUUCUGAUGGGUCAUGCUUCUCCAUCUUCUAACCUGAUUUACCCGUUUUCCACAUCCCAACUGCCCCACCUACCUUUGCAGCACUACUGUCCACUGACUUUUUCUGGUAUGAUACAUGGUCCACACAGUGCACUAAUGAAGCAGCCAGAGCGUUUCUCCCUCUCCCAACAACACAACAAGCCUGGGGAGGGGCCUCCAACAGCCGUACUUGUUUAUCCCUCUCCUGGCGUCAUGCACCAUCAUGUCUCAUGUCAUUGCUCCUUUUGCCCUCAAUGGGGACAGCAAGAUCUUCAUAAGGUCCAGUGGGAAAUGAAGGGACUGAGCCAUGCCAACAGCUCUGCAGCCAAAAAACAGACUGGUUCUCUGCAGCAGAGGGACGAAAAAGUGUGA